Molecule: messenger RNA, 1874 nt
Organism: Fimicolochytrium jonesii
Lineage: Eukaryota; Fungi; Chytridiomycota; Chytridiomycetes; Spizellomycetales; Powellomycetaceae
Product: adenylate cyclase associated N terminal-domain-containing protein
Exons: 8
Coding region: 175-1641 (488 amino acids)
Biological process (GO): regulation of adenylate cyclase activity; cytoskeleton organization
Cellular component (GO): cytoplasm
Molecular function (GO): adenylate cyclase binding; actin binding
Source: RefSeq, a predicted model, not a curated record
CGCCGAUAGAAGAGCGCGCGCAACCCUAACCGGCCCAACCUUCCAAACCUUCCAUGUGGCGGAGGAUGGUGUGCGCUUUCCACCUGCAACUUCAACUCGGGCACCAUCUUACCCAUCAGCAGCGUCUUCCGCCAUAACCCCAGAGCCCAGCAACAAACCCUUCAUCCCUUCACCAUGUCGACAGAAGUUACGCUCGCUUCUCUCAUCAAGCGUCUCGAAACUGCCACCCAGCGUCUCGAGGAGGUCGCCGCACGCCCUCCAAAAGCCCAUCCAACAACCUCAUCUUCCACCGAUUCCUCUUCGGGUGCCCCAGCAGGUGGCAGCCAUGCCGCCAUCACCGCCUUCGACGACCUCGUCUCCGGUCCCUUCGCCGCCUACCUCACCGCCAGCAACGCCCUUGGCGAUCUCGUUCAGCAGCAGGCGGGUCAUGUGAAGGAAGCACUGGCGGCUCAGCGCGCACUCAUCCAGGUCGCGGUGCUGUCGAAGAAGCCGGACUUGCCGACGUUGCAGGACCUGUUGAAGCCGACGCAGGGGGCGAUUAUGAAGAUUACGGAGUUGAGGGAGAAGAAUAGAGCUAGUCAGCAGUAUAACCAUUUGUCGACGGUUAGCGAGGGGAUCCCGGCUCUUGGUUGGGUUGUUGUGGAACCUACACCCGGCCCCUUCGUCGGAGAGAUGAAAGAGUCCUCGCAAUUUUGGGGCAACCGGGUCAUCAAGGAAUUCAAGGACAAGGACAAGAACCAGGCAGACUGGGCAAGCACCUUCGUCAACUUUCUUGCCGAACUGCAGGCUUACGUUAAGAAGCACCACACGACCGGUCUGGCCUGGAACCCUCGUGGUGGAGACGCCAAGUCUGCCAAUGGCAGCGCAGCCCCCGCCGCACCCGCAGCAGCGCCAUCAGCGGGCGGACCGCCCCCACCACCUCCCGCGCCUGCAGUCGGCAUUGAGCCCACCUCGUCGUCUAAGAGCCCCGCGCCUGAUGCCUCGGCAUUGUUCAGCGCGUUGAACAAGGAUGGGUUGACAAGCGGCUUGCGGAAGGUGGACAAAUCGGAGAUGACGCAUAAGAAUCCGGAACUCAGGGCUGGAAGUGUUGUUAAGGCCCCUACGCCCGCUGCUGGCUCUGCACCUAAGGCGUCCGCAGCAGCACCCAAGGCGCCCCCGAAGACUUCGUUGGAGGGUAGUAAAUGGGUCGUUGAAAACCACAACAACAACAACGAUAUCGUGAUUGAGCAAACCGAGCUGCGACACGUUGUCUAUAUUUACAACUGCCAGAACUCGACUAUCCACAUCAAGGGCAAGAUCAACGCUGUGACUUUGGACAACUGCAAAAAAACCGGCCUGGUCCUAGACAGCGCCGUCUCAACCGUGGACAUCGUCAACUCCAAAUCCGUCCAAGUGCAAGUCACCGGCACCGUCCCGACCGUCGCAAUCGACAAAACCGACGGUCUGCAACUGUACCUCUCCGCCGAGUGCGCCGACAGCGUCGAGAUCCUCACUGGCAAGAGUGGCGAGGUGAAUGUGUGUGUGCAGCAGACCAGUGGGGAGCAUAAGGGGGAGUUUAGUGAGCUUCCCGUGUCGGAGCAGUUUAAGACGGUGGUUAGGGAGGGGAAGUUGAAUACUACUUGUGUGGAGCAUAAGGGGUAGACAAGGGGGGUUGGGAGAGCGAACUUCUUCUGUGGGCCGUUGAGAACUACAUACGACUACAUGUUUCAUGAAUGUGAAGAGCACAGUAUCAUUUUGUGAACCUCGUUGAUACCCUUCCAAACCACCUGAAAUCACCCAUUCCACCCAUGAAUCACAGCCGAUGGUGAGGUUACGAUUAAGGCAGCGUACUGAGAAGGAGCUCGUUAGCGUCAUUUUUGAAUCUGUGCGGACUA